Drosophila innubila is the source of this 550-nucleotide messenger RNA. RefSeq names its product tRNA (guanine(37)-N1)-methyltransferase. The coding region runs from base 102 to 458 and encodes 118 amino acids. The transcript has 3 exons. Lineage: Eukaryota; Metazoa; Arthropoda; Insecta; Diptera; Drosophilidae. The record is from RefSeq and is a predicted model, not a curated record.
GCUAUUUUUUCCUCUAAAAAGUUGGCAAUAUUGGCCGUGGAACUAAAGUUGUUCGUUUGAUUUAGCUGCCGUUGCAAUUUUUACUUAAUUUAAGUCACACCAUGGGUCGCAACAAGGCCAAUGCUAAGAAGGGAGCGGGAACAGGCAAGGGAGCUGGAGCAGCUGCAGGCAAAGCGUCUGCCAAGCCGGCUCUAAAUAAGUCGAAAAAGUCAAAGAACGUUUUUAAGGUUGCCAACAACAAGGGCAAAAAGAAGCCCAAGGAGGUGCAAGGCAAGCUGAAGCAGAUUAAAGAGGCAGUCAAGUCCAAGCAGGAGAAGGUUGAUGCCAGCCUUAAGGUGUUGCACAAGGAUUUGGUUGUCAAGAAGCCAAAACCCACAGUGUCGCCCAUUAAGAACAGCAGGAAGCCAGCGGCCAAUGCCACAAAGGUCACGGAUACGCUGGGCAAACUCAAGUUCUGAGUGAUCAAUUUCUAGCCAAGUGUUAUAUGAAAACUGUUAAUUCUGCUAGUUCAAAAUUUAUACAAAUAUAUAUUAGAUAUAUUGACAGAAUA